Messenger RNA from Spodoptera litura, 1714 nucleotides. Its product is annotated as tRNA dimethylallyltransferase. Gene Ontology annotation, biological process: tRNA modification. Gene Ontology annotation, cellular component: mitochondrion. Gene Ontology annotation, molecular function: tRNA dimethylallyltransferase activity. NCBI's taxonomy places the organism in Eukaryota, Metazoa, Arthropoda, Insecta, Lepidoptera, Noctuidae. The record is from RefSeq and is a predicted model, not a curated record.
UGCGUUUCGGUGUAACGAUGGCUCUCCGUGCAGUGAUUUCUUCUAAAGUGCCUAUGGUGAUAAUUUUGGGUGCAACAGGAACUGGAAAGACUAAAUUAAGUGUAGAAUUAGCACAAAAGUUCGUGACAGAGGUCAUCAGCGCGGAUUCAAUGCAGAUUUACAAAGGCCUCGAUGUCGUGACUGCAAAGGCCUCCGCCAAAGAACGAGAGAUGGCGCCACACCAUCUCCUGGACAUUCUGGAACCACAUCAGAUGUUCACAGUCGUCGACUUUAGAAACAGAGCACUUAAGAUUAUAGACAACUUAACAGAACAAGGAAAAAUACCGAUUGUGGUUGGUGGAACAAACUACUACAUAGAAUCAAUUGUUUACAAAAUUCUAGUUGAAAAUAUGGAUGAUGGUGAAACCUUGCUUUGGGAUAAAUCGAGGCGAAAAAGGAAUAUGGGAAUGGUAGAGAAUAUUAAAGAAAUAGAAGAUAAAGCACAACUACUAGAAGAUAAGAACACAGAAAAUAUCAUGGAUUCUGAAAGCAGAGAAGAUCUCGUAAACUUAAAAAGCACUGAACAUUCGGUAGAAACUAAAAACGAAGAUCUCGCAGAUUUAUCAGGAAUUAAAAGCACAGAAGAAGUGUCAAAACUUGGAAAUACAGAAGAUCUUGGAGAAAAUAUUGAAGAACCAUCAACAUCUGCUCCAGUCAAAAUAGAUUUUUCCAACUUCCAAAUAACCAAAGAACAAUUGCAAAGAGAUUAUGAGAAUGAAGCUAUUUUUACAAAUGAAGAGAUUCAUGCAAAGUUGUCUAUGAUAGACCGACAGAUGGCGCGCCGAUUACAUCCUAAUAAUAGAAGAAAAGUUCUGAGGUCCAUAGAAGUAUGGUUGAAGACUGGACGUCUUCACAGCGAGAUCCUGGCUGAACAGAAACUUAGCGAGGGUCAGCUUCGGAAACCGGACUCGACCAUCAUAUUCUGGUUGAAAUGCGAACAGAGUAUCCACGAUCAGCGACUCAACUCUAGAGUGGACUCCAUGAUAGAAGAAGGCCUGAUACAGGAGCUCCUGGACUUCCACGACAAGCACAACAAGCAAAGGAUAAAGGAUGGAAAGCCACCGGACUACACCAAAGGUGUCUUCCAAACUCUCGGCUUUAAAGAAUUUCAUGAGUAUUUAAUGCUGUCUGAUGAAGAAAGAAAUACUGACGCAGGAAAAAAAUUACUCGAACAAAGCAUAGAAAACAUGAAAAUGGGCACCAGGAGGUACGCCCGCCGGCAAAACAAGAUGAUUAGAGGAAGAUUCUUGGAACAUCCUACAAGAGAGGUACCGCCCAUUUACGAAUUGGAUACUACAGAUAUUUCGAAAUGGGAUGAAGAAGUUAAAAACAAAGCUAUACAUAUUGUAGAAAGUUAUGUUAAUGAAAAACCAUGUGAAUAUACCCCAGUAAAAUCAGUUAUAGAUGAUGUAAAAAAAGGAAUAGAUGGUAAUUCACACAACUAUUGUGAAGUGUGUAAAAGAAUAUUCAUUGGGGAUAAUGUAUAUGCAAUUCAUUUAGAAUCCUUUAGACAUAAGAAAGUACUGAAGAAAAUGAAACGUUUAGAAGAACAAAGGAACAGGACAGAAGCAGAAACAAAAAUCUCUAAUGUUUAAUUAAGUUAUUGUGUGUGAUGUGUAUGAAGUGUAUGACUAGUAAUAGUAAUAAAAAAUGAUAAAACCGAUAUUUUAAAUAA